Messenger RNA from Acaulospora morrowiae, 1809 nucleotides. The record is from the annotation of a GenBank genome assembly. Lineage: Eukaryota; Fungi; Glomeromycota; Glomeromycetes; Diversisporales; Acaulosporaceae.
AUGACGGAAAAAUGGGUGCACGAAUAUUUCGAUCGCAAGUCCUCCGAAUGGAAUAUUAUAGGUUUUCUUGACGAAUGCGAUGACGCACCAUCAUUCCCUGAUAAGCUCGGAUAUUACCUCACUUCUCUCCAGGCCAUAUUAGAAAUGAGAGUGGCAAAAGAUACGAAAAAGCAUUGGAAUUGUUCAAAAAGGACCUCUAAGAUCUCUGUCAUUCAAGUCUCUAUGUCGAGCCACGAAGCUAGUGCUGGGGCACAGAUGACCUCUAAGAUUGGUACUCGGCCUGAUCGCCAGCUAUCAAAAGAUUGGAAAUUGCGGAAAAGUAAAAAGACCGCUACCACCUCAGUACACUUACACCAUCCAUCAUUUACGGGUAGCUCCCUAGGAAUUGGAACAGUCAAUGGUGGAAUGUUUAAUUAUGGAUCGUCCGCAUCGAAAAAAAGAGAUCAGGAAGAGGAUGAUUCUGAAGAAACAUCUUUCAAAAAAAGUCGCCAAGACACUGGGGAUAUACACAUUACACCACUACCGCAUUCAAUAUCAACUGAAUCUGUAGAAAUCAUUGAUGACUUGGAAGGUGAAAGCGAAGUGGAGUCAAUUGACAUCAAACAAGGUGAAGAAAUCAGGAGGCUUUCACAGGAUGAGGUUAACAUUCGUAAUAAAUUACUUGCGAUUUUGACCACACAACAAAAAAAAGAUAAGAAAUCUGGAAAAGAUUGUGUAUCAUCUAUAUCUCUCAAUCAUAUUAUCGAUUUAUCAAAUAAUGAAGUGUUUAAAAAAGUUAAUAGUACAUUAAAUGAAAGUCAAAUCGAAUGGCUCAAUAUGGUUCUUCAAAGAAAAUCCUGGAAAAAAACAGGUGAAUUUCAACAGUAUAUAAGUCAAUUCACUGAGGAUUUAUGUGAUAGAAUAAACAUUCCAAUUCUGGUCCGGGAGUCAUUUGUUCCGAAGGGAUCAUUUAAUUCUUAUCGUCAUGAAGCUCAUGAUAUUGCACAACAAAUUUUAACGCAUUUUUCCAUCCGCCUGGAAGCACCAAUAAGGGUUGAAUCCAAUAGCCUUGACCUUGAAAGAACAUAUGCGAUAGACACCACUGUAUACAUUCUAAAUCGAUUAUUUAGAAUACAUCAAGAUGUAGUGGACAUCGGAUGGAUUGAGCUGACCACUCCUGAAACAAAAAAGCACAAGAUUGAUGGACUUUUCAAAGUGAUUAAGGCGAGACAAAAAAAUCAAGCCAUAAUAAUUGUCGAGUUUUCAUUUGGUAGAAGAGCACCUUUAACAAAAGAAGAUGGUGAUCAGGUUAAAUUAUGUCGAAAUUCAAUGCGAAUUUUAAAUAGGUUACUACAAUGUGUACCUAAGGACAAAGCGCGCGUAUAUCUGGUACAAGCUGUCAACGGUUACAUCAUCAUCAAGUAUCUAGUUCGUUCCUUACCAUCAAUAUAUAUUCUUCAACAAUUCACGCGUAUUAAAAUACCUGUAUCCUUUGACGAUUUUGAACAGUUCGCAAAAGAUAUAGCGGACUUGAUGAGUUGGCAGGUUGAUGUGUUGUCAACGAUUAAAGCAAUUAAUAAAGAAUCAACUGGAGAUAACAAUAUUCAUAUAACUUCAGUUCAGGAUACACCAGCAAAGAAAACGAAUAAUAAAAAUCAAUCUUUGUUUAAAUCCUCAUCUCCCGAUUCCUCAACUCCCAGUUCUCCAUCUCCCGGUUCCAAAUCGUCAGGUCAUGAUUUAAUGCGUCAUCUGGAUUCACCAGUUCAUGAAAAAAUUGAUUUAAACGAUUUAGAAAAUACCUUAUUUAGGAAAAAAAAAACAAAAAAUUGA